This is a messenger RNA of Epinephelus fuscoguttatus (brown-marbled grouper), 3313 nucleotides long. It is a transcript of the gene plod2, whose product is annotated as procollagen-lysine, 2-oxoglutarate 5-dioxygenase 2. Bases 389 to 2659 code for a protein of 756 amino acids. Gene Ontology annotation, molecular function: L-ascorbic acid binding; iron ion binding; procollagen-lysine 5-dioxygenase activity. NCBI's taxonomy places the organism in Eukaryota, Metazoa, Chordata, Actinopteri, Perciformes, Serranidae. The transcript is spliced from 20 exons. Gene Ontology annotation, biological process: peptidyl-lysine hydroxylation. Gene Ontology annotation, cellular component: endoplasmic reticulum. The record is from RefSeq and is a predicted model, not a curated record.
UAGUCAAACUUUCGCGCAGGACGUGCCUGUGUCAGGGGGUGAACACUGUUAUCUCUCCUCCGCUGUCUCUCUAUGGGCGGUGACUUCAGCGGGAACUCAAGUGGCUGCAGUCGCAAUUAAGCCACCACGCCUGUUGCGCUCUAAUUUCCCUGAAUUGCAGUACUUAUACUACCCGUCCCCUGGAGCACAGGCUGUCUCCGGAGCUACUCGACCAGACAACUUCAUAUUCAUUGGAUGAUUUUUUUUUUUUUUUUUUUUUUUUUUUAAACUUUUAAUAUUUUAUUAUCGCGAGAGCGCACAUUACGAGCCUGCAGGGCCGACCCUGACCACUGUUCUCGGGCUGGGAGGUAAUAGUCCGGUCGACCAGUCGCACUUUUGCGCAAGAACUAUGGAGUACCUCAAGUUUUGUUUUGUGUUUUCAUGUUGGAUGAAGUUUGCAAAUUGUGUCUACUCUACUGAAACACCUCAACCUCCUGCGCCUAUUCCUAAAGAAAAAUUGCUCGUCCUCACUGUUGCCACAGAGGAAACAGAUGGCUUCCUCCGAUUUAUGCAGUCUGCAAACUAUUUCAAGUACAAUGUGAAGGUGCUGGGAAUGGGAGAAGCGUGGAAGGGUGGUGACGUGGGUCGCUCUAUCGGCGGAGGGCAAAAAGUCAGACUACUGAAGGAGGCCAUGGAGGCUCUGGCUGACCAGGAGGAUCUCAUUGUCCUUUCCGUGGACAGCUAUGAUCUUAUCUUUGCCGGAGGACCAGAGGAGAUUCUCAGGAAGUUCCAGCAAGCCAAUCACAAGGUGCUUUUUGCUGCAGAGGGACUGAUAUGGCCAGAUAAGCGACUAGCUGACAAGUACCCCUCAAUUCGCAGUGGCAAGCGCUACCUCAACUCUGGAGGUAUAAUCGGCUACGCCCCAUACGUCAACAGAGUUGUUUCACAGUGGAAUCUCCAUGACAACGAUGAUGACCAGCUCUUCUACACAAAAAUAUACUUGGAUCCUUUACAGCGACAAACUCUCAAUAUGACUUUGGACCACAAGUGCCAGAUUUUCCAGAACCUAAAUGGGGCUGUUGAUGAAGUGCUCCUCAAGUUUGGAACAGACAGAGUCAGAGUUAGAAACACAGUGUACGACUCCCUGCCAGUGGUAGUCCAUGGCAACGGAAACACCAAAAUGUACUUGAACUACUUGGCCAACUAUGUCCCUGAUACAUGGAACUAUGAACACGGCUGUGCGCACUGUGAUGACGAUGUUGUGGACUUGUCUCAGUUAAAGGAGUAUCCCAGUGUGUUGGUUGGAGUAUUCAUUGAGCAGCCAACUCCAUUCCUCCCUGAAUUCUUCCAGCGACUUCUCACCCUGGAUUAUCCCAAAGAUAAACUAAAUGUUUUCAUCCACAAUAAUGAGGUUUACCACGAGAAGCACAUCCAGAAGUUCUGGGAAGAGAACAGGAAUGCGUUCAACAGUUUCAAGGUUGUGGGUCCAGAAGAAAAUUUGAGCCAAGGAGAGGCCAGGAACAUGGGCAUGGAUCUUUGCCGUAAGGAUGCCACAUGCGACUACUACUUCAGCAUGGAUUCAGAUGUGAUGCUCACCAACAGACAGACACUGAAGCUCCUCAUCGAGCAGAACAGAAAAAUAAUUGGUCCCCUUGUCACUCGUCACGGCAAGCUGUGGUCCAACUUCUGGGGAGCCUUGAGUCUGGAUGGUUAUUACGCCCGCUCUGAAGAUUAUAUCGACAUUGUGCAGAGAAAGCGUGUGGGUGUGUGGAACAUUCCUUUCAUGGCACAUAUAUACCUUGUCAAGGGCAGUGCUUUGAGGAAUGAACUGAAAGAGAGGAACUACUUUGUGCUGGAGAAACUAGACCCAGAUAUGGCUUUUUGUAGAAAUGCCAGAGAAAUGACCAGUCACAGAGAAAAAGACUCCCCCUCUCCAGAAGCCUUCCAUAUGCUCAGGCCCCCGAAGGGAGUCUUCAUGUACAUAACAAACCGUCACGACUUUGGGAGGCUCAUUUCCACAGCCAAUUAUAACAUUUCUCAUUAUAACAAUGACUUGUGGCAGAUAUUUGAAAACCCUGUGGACUGGAAGGAGAAGUACAUCCACAAAAACUACACUCAGAUUUUCACUGAGAACUACUUGGAGGAGCCUUGUCCAGAUGUGUUCUGGUUCCCAGUCCUCACAGAGAAGGCCUGUGAUGAAAUAGUUGAGGAGAUGGAGCACUAUGGUUCAUGGUCCGGAGGCAAACAUGAGGACAAGCGGAUCGCCGGCGGCUACGAGACGGUGCCGACGGACGACAUUCAUAUGAAGCAAAUCGGCUAUGACAAAGAGUGGCUACACUUCAUCCGAGAGUUCAUAUCGCCCGUCACAUUAAAAGUUUUCUCUGGCUACUACACUAAGGGUUAUGCUUUAAUGAACUUUGUGGUAAAAUACACGCCGGAGAGGCAAGCGUACCUGAGGCCCCAUCACGACUCUUCCACCUUCACCAUCAACAUCGCCCUCAAUAACAAAGACACAGACUUUCAGGGCGGGGGCUGCCGUUUCCAUCGGUACAACUGCUCCAUAGAGUCACCGAGGAAAGGCUGGAGCUUCAUGCACCCAGGACGACUGACUCACCUCCACGAAGGCCUGCCCACCACCAAAGGAACGCGCUACAUCGCAGUGUCCUUCAUCGACCCUUGAACUAUCUGAUCAUACUGUUAGUCUUUUGACCAUGCUUUGCUUUUUUUUUUGGUCAUGUUUGUUUUGUUUCAUUUGGCGUUUUGUGUCCCAGAUGUUUUGCUGAUGCAGUUCUAUUUCAAAGCAAAAGCUUUAAAAGAUUAAAUGAUUGCAUUCAAGAAAUCUCUGUCAAACAGAGUGUAAGGUGGAGAGGAAAGUGACAGAACUAAUUCACACUUAAGAUGUACAAAUUAGAAAGAAAAAUUUGCUAGCAGGGAACACAAUGUGCCACACUCCCAUUUCCAUUGAAAACCAACAUCCUACUUGGAAUUACUGUACUGUACUGUAAGUUAUCACCAUAUCAUGAUUUUCACAAUACUGAUUUCACAUUGUCAUGGUAACUGUUAGUAUCACACACUGGUUUGCUAGCGAUUAGAUAAAGGAUGCUAGCAUGCAGAUGGCCGUUUUGUAUCAUUUUUGUUUCAGGUAGAAUGUCACUAAACGCCUAUAUACUGCCUCCAAAUCUAUGACUGGUGCUCAUCAACACUCCACGUUUCUACAUUCCAGAUUUAACUCCAUAUUUGGACGGUGUUUUCUACCCUGAAACGAUUCAGAUUUUCAAAUCAAGUUAGAUACGUGCCCAGUGAAAAAUAAGUCUAUUUUUUUUUUUUUUUUUUU